AUGAUCAGCACAAAGAAGCUUAUUAAGCUUGCAAGAAAAUGGAGAACGAUGGCAGUUGCCACCAGAAAGAGGAUCUCUUGGCCACGACCAUUAGACAAUGAGGGUCACUUUGUUGUCUACACAACAGAUGGAAGACGGUUUAUGAUUCCUUUGGCUUCUCUCAAUACCGAGAUAUUCAUCAACCUCCUCCGAAUAGCUGAGGAAGAGUAUGGCGUAACACGUUCAGGGCCAAUUAUGCUACCUUGUGAUUCGAAUUUCAUGGAGUAUGCAGUCAGUAUGAUACAAAGAGGUGUAGAUGUAGACUUGGAGAAAGCACUAAUUAUGUCCUUAGCUAGCUGCAGAUACUCAUUAUCACAAGACCAUCGAGAACAAACGAAACCACAGUUCAUAUGUAGUUUUUAGAGAACAAAUGCACUUGCCUCUGUUGUACAAAUUAUAUAGUAAAAUUUUGCCUAGCAAAUUAAUGACAGUUAGAAUAGAAAUUAUGUUUAAAAGUUUUUGCCUUUUUAGUCGUUUUUCCUUUGCACUUGAUAUUAACUGCACAUGAUCCAUAAUUGAAUGGCCUAACUUUUCGGAAGUUUCGUAGAACUACGCUGUAUCCUUCCCGGAACAUAACCUAUU
Molecule: messenger RNA, 621 nt
Organism: Amaranthus tricolor (Joseph's coat)
Lineage: Eukaryota; Viridiplantae; Streptophyta; Magnoliopsida; Caryophyllales; Amaranthaceae
Product: auxin-responsive protein SAUR66-like
Exons: 1
Coding region: 1-402 (133 amino acids)
Biological process (GO): response to auxin
Source: RefSeq, a predicted model, not a curated record